AACAACGAUCUGUUUGACAACAUUCUCCUGGCGGAAGAAAGGUUCAGAGGGGAGGGCUACAGGGAGGGCUUUGAGAAAGGGACCCAGCGAGGACUUCUGGACGGACGCAGACACGGAGCGUCUCACGGGGCCAAACUGUCCACAGGAAUUUCCUUCUAUUACGGGUUUGCCAUCACGUGGAAAUGUCUCCUCCAACACAAUGCAGACGUCAAAUCCAGGUAAAGCCUCCUCAUUACCUUACUCCAUUUACUUCCAAACUCUCCUCACGAUGAUCCGCAAAAAAAAAAGCUGCAGGACUCCAGAAAACUGCGCUCCAAGUUCAGACAGUUAAGGGACAGUUCUGGAAAAGGGACACACGCAGGUUUUCUCCCACGCUGCCUCCCUCCUCUCUGCACACUCAUUGUUCCUCCCUCUCCGCCCAGCUCCUUUGAAUCCCCCUCAGCCUCACCAUCACUGGCCUCAAACUCCCUGACGCACCUCCUCCUCAACCUGUUCUCCCUUACCAGAACUCCCCCAACCACCCCUCCCAUCCCAGAAAUCACAAAGUGA
Molecule: messenger RNA, 549 nt
Organism: Plectropomus leopardus (leopard coralgrouper)
Lineage: Eukaryota; Metazoa; Chordata; Actinopteri; Perciformes; Serranidae
Source: RefSeq, a predicted model, not a curated record